AUGAUGUACAGAUCGGAGACUGGGGCAGGUCCAUUUACUGUGAUGGAGAGGCUUGAUUGCACGGAACGAAAGCUGCUUAGACGGCUACUUGGCCACUUUUGGCCUGGGGUAUGCCACAAUGAAGAUGUUUACGCAGAAAUUGAUGUGGUGUACCGCCGGAUGACACGUAGAAGAUACGAACAUCUUGCACAGCCAUCGAAAGUGGCUGAAGUAAAUCGUCUUCGCUUCUUUGGUCAUAUAUUAAGGAGACCGGAAGAUCACUUUGUUCAGCGAGUUCUGAGGAAUUUGACGGGUUCACGCUGGAAGAAAGCACGGAAGUUGUGGACUGAGGUGGUGAAAGAAGACCUGAGGACACUCGGUGUGGAUAGGCAGUUCAGGCGGGACGUAAGGUUUUGCAGAAUAUGGAGUAUCGACGUAUGGAUUGAUUCUGUGCAAGCUCUCGCAGAAGAUCGAGAAGGUCGGGCAGAUCUGUGUUCAAGGACGGCAUACCUCGGCGAAGAUGUGGGUAAUCGCGUCAGGCGAUGA
Molecule: messenger RNA, 525 nt
Organism: Necator americanus (New World hookworm)
Lineage: Eukaryota; Metazoa; Nematoda; Chromadorea; Rhabditida; Ancylostomatidae
Exons: 1
Coding region: 1-525 (174 amino acids)
Source: RefSeq, a predicted model, not a curated record